Messenger RNA from Parnassius mnemosyne (clouded apollo), 1209 nucleotides. The record is from the annotation of a GenBank genome assembly. Lineage: Eukaryota; Metazoa; Arthropoda; Insecta; Lepidoptera; Papilionidae.
AUGGUGAAAGAAACUACAUAUUACGACAUACUGGGAGUGAAACCUAAUUGUACUACGGAUGAACUUAAAAAAGCAUAUAGAAAAUUGGCACUCAAAUACCAUCCUGAUAAGAAUCCAAAUGAAGGAGAACGUUUUAAGCAGAUAUCUCAGGCAUAUGAAGUACUGUCUAAUCCUGAUAAACGGCGAAUUUACGAUCAAGGAGGUGAACAAGCUUUAAAAGAAGGUGGAGGUGGCAGUGGCUUCUCUUCACCUAUGGACUUGUUUGACAUGUUCUUUGGAGGUGGUUUUAGUCGACAUGGUCGCCAGGGCAGAGAACGCAAAGGAAAGGAUGUUAUACAUCAGCUUUCAGUAACAUUAGAAGAGUUAUACCGUGGUGCUGUUAGAAAACUGGCUCUACAAAAGAAUGUUAUUUGUGAAAAAUGUGAAGGACGGGGUGGCAAAAAAGGUGCUGUUCAAACUUGCCCAACUUGCCGAGGCACUGGUAUGCAGGUUCAAAUUCAGCAACUUGCACCUGGUAUGAUUCAACAAAUACAGACAGUAUGUUCUGAAUGCCGUGGUCAGAGGGAAAUUAUUAAUCCUAAGGACCGCUGCAAAGUCUGCCAGGGACGAAAGACUGUUCGGGAUCGCAAAAUUCUUGAAGUUCAUGUGGACAAGGGUAUGACUGAUGGACAGAAGAUUGUGUUCAGUGGAGAGGGUGAUCAAGAACCUGACUUGGAACCAGGAGAUCUUAUUAUUGUUUUAGAUGAAAAAGAACAUGAGGUCUUCAAACGUUCUGGUAAUGACCUCAUUAUCCGUUUAAAUAUAGAACUGGUUGAAUCACUGUGUGGUUUCCAGAAAGUAAUCAGAACCCUAGAUGAUAGAGAUAUUGUGAUAACUGUUUUACCUGGUGAGGUCACUAAGCAUGGAGAAGUGAAAUGUGUGCAGAAUGAAGGUAUGCCUAUGUACAAAAAUCCAUUUGAAAAGGGACAGCUUAUUAUUCAGUUCUUAGUUAAUUUCCCUGAACGCAUUCCACCUGAAGUCAUUCCUGCAUUGGAGAACUGCUUGCCGCCUAGACCGAGGGUUGAUAUACCUGAAUUGGCUGAAGAGUGCCAGUUAAUGGACUUGGAUCCCGAACGAGAAAGUCGUAGACGGCGAGCUCACCACGCCAGUGCUUACGAUGAGGAUGACGAGCAACCUGGCAUGAAUAGAGUGCAGUGUGCCACUAGCUAA